This is a messenger RNA of Portunus trituberculatus (swimming crab), 6169 nucleotides long. RefSeq names its product rabankyrin-5-like. The record is from RefSeq and is a predicted model, not a curated record. Lineage: Eukaryota; Metazoa; Arthropoda; Malacostraca; Decapoda; Portunidae. The coding region runs from base 118 to 3615 and encodes 1165 amino acids. Gene Ontology annotation, cellular component: cytoplasm. The transcript is spliced from 21 exons. Gene Ontology annotation, molecular function: metal ion binding; protein binding.
UUUAUAGUUGAUGUGUACAAUAUGGAGUGUGCGAACGGUAGUGGAGUGAGCAGCAGAGGGCGGGCCGAAUGACAACACAGCUGGGCGUCCCGUGACUGACUUGAGAGACCCGAGUUCAUGGCAGCCAGUGACGAAGUAGGGAAGCUGCAGCAGCACCUGUCCUUGCUACGUGAGCAGUAUGUUCGCCUGCAGGAGCGAUACACCACCUUGGAGCAGCAGCAUGCCAUUGCCACUGCCGGCUGCCAGAGUCCUGAGGGAGAGGACUCCUUCGUGACCCGACUUCUUCGUUUUGUGGCAAACCUUUAUGACAAGGAAAAAUACAGUGACAUGAUUGUGCGCCUGAGCAGCCGAGACAUUCGGGCGCACCGCUUUGUGUUGGCAGCGCGCAGCGAUAACUGGGGCGUGUCAACUCUGGCAGAAGUGGACAGUCUGGACUGGACAGGACUGGAGGAGGAGGUGGGAGAGGCUGUGCUGCAUUGGGUCUACACAGAUCAAGUCAGUCUUCUCAAGGACCACACUUUCACCCUUAAUCUCAUGAGGGCAGCAGCAUCUUUCUCCCUCCUCCCACUCAUGAAGAGGUGUGAGAAGGCCCUGAUGGGAUGGGUGACAGUCAGGAACUGUGUCCGCCUCUACACCACUGCAGACGAGAUUGGAGCUGAGACGCUGAGAGACCACUGCUCCACACUCAUUUCAACACACUGGAAUGACUUCACCCCAGAGGACUUCUCCCACAUGACAGCACCACUCCUGUACACCAUGUUUAAGUCCAAGACCAGCCAUCCCCUGCAUGCUGCCAUCAGGCUGCAGCGCGAGGAUGUAGUCUUUCUGUACCUCAUCGAGUAUGACGCCCAGCUGCCGGCAGUGCUGGACGAGGCAGACAGUUCAGGAGACAUGGCACUGGACUUGGCACUGAUGGGGAGGCAGCACAGCAUUGCCGACACUCUCCUGAAGCAUGGAGCCUCAGUCACCACCACAGAUCCUACUGGUGCCUCACUCCUCCAUCGGGCUGUGAGAAGGGGAGAUGAGUACGCAGCUUCCUUCUUGAUGAGUCACGGAUGCUCAGUGAACGUUGCCACACCGAGAGAUGGCUCCACCCCACUGCACACCCUCGCCAGCCAAGAGUACGAAGACCCACAGGUGCGGCAGGACAUGGUCAGGGUGGCUCAGAUGAUGAUUGAGAAGGGUGCUGAUCCAAACAUCCAGGACAAGAACAUGAAAACUGUGAUGCAUCUGGUGGUGGAGGGCAACAGGGAGGAGAUCUUCAGAGUCCUCAUUGAGCACGACAACCUUCGCCUUGAGCUGCAGGACAAGACUGGCUUCCCUCCGCUGUGGCACGCUCUUGCCUCCAGCACAGACUUCAGCGACAACUCCUACGCCUCAAUGCUCAUCAAGAAGGGAGCCUCAUCUGAUGCCGUGAUUAGGUCCAGUGGAGAGUCCCUGCUGCACCUGCUGGCAAGGGAAGGUCUGGAGGAGGCCGGGUUGUUCCUCACCACUCAGGGGGUCAACUGCAAUGUGGUGAAUGCUGAUGGUGAGACACCCCUCCAUGUGUCCUGCACUGUGGGUCUGCCCUCCCUCACCACCGCCCUGCUGCAGAUGGGAGCCAAUCCAAACUUCCAGACCUACUCCAGCACACCCACAAAGGACAAGCCAGCCAACAACGACCCCUUUGCUGAGGACACCAGUAAUGACACCACCUCCCCACACACCAUCGACACCUUUCGAGAGACGGCCUUGCACCGCGCCAUCAGGAACAAGAAUGAGGCAGACAUCCGGGCAAUACUGGACCACAAGGAAUACUGUGAGGGCAACAAGGCUGACCUGCUGCUGACCCCUGACUUGAACCUGCGUGACUCUGACGAUUUAACCCCGUUGGGCGUGGCCUUGGGGACGGGUCAGAUCACGGUAGCCAAGCAUCUUCUGGAGGCUGGGGCAGACAUCAACACCACCAACGUGCAGGGCUGCAGCCUCCUCCACCUGGCCAUCCAAGUCAAGAAUCCUGAAGUGGCCACCUUCCUCAUCAACAAUGGAGCAGAGACCAACUUAAGGACUCGAGAAGGCCUCUCCCCGCUGGACCUAUGCAUCAGCGAAGGGUUUGGAGAGGUGGUGGGGCUGCUCUGCACUCACAACGCUGACAUCAAUGCCCACCCUGGCUCUGACCCGCCCCUCUGGAAGGCUCUCAGCUCCAACCAAGAGGACAUUGCUUCCAUUCUAGUCCAGCACCACGUGGACACUGACAAUUGGGAUGAUGGUCCUGAGGAUUGCCAGCAGACACUACUUCACAGGGCCAUUGAUGAGAAUUGCGAGGAGAUAGCAGUGUUCCUCAUCCGGAGUGGCUGUGAUGUGAAUGCUGUGAGGAGGCCAGGACCAGGAGGUUCAGGAGGGGAGGAGGCAAAGGACCUGAUGACACCCCUCCACCUGUGCUGCUCCUGGGGCCUGGAGGACACUGUGCAGGCUCUCAUUGAACACGGGGCUAAAGUUAAUGCUAAGGAUGCCGAGAACAAAACACCUUUACACCACGCCAUAGAAAAUGCCCACACCAACAUCAUCUCCCUGCUGCUCUCCCACCCUGCCCUGGACCUCACCAUCAGGGACAAGGCUGGAGUAACGCCCUUCGCUGCAGCCAUGCUGAGAAAGAACAACAAGGCAGCCAAGGCCAUCCUCAACAGGGAAUCAAAGGCUGCUGAACAGUACGACCACAAGGGGCACAACUUCCUACACCUGGCCAUCCAGAAGAAGGACAUGGAGAGCCUUCUGUUCCUCCUCAGCAUCAAUGUGGACAUGCACACUCGCACUCAGGACCAGCACUCCCUCACUCCACUCCACCUGGCCACUACACUCUCUGGGUCAGAGAUGAUUGUCCGUAACCUUCUGCUGGCGGGGCACGGAGCCAUCAAGGAGCUCACGCCACAGAAACAGACAGUGCUCCACCUGGCAGCAGCUCAUGACCAGCCCCAGCUUGCCUCCAUCUACCUGGAUAAUGGUGUGGAGGUGGAUGCUGUGGAUGACAACCUGAAUAAUGCCCUCCAUGUUGCUGUCAAGGAAGGCCACUUGGCAAUGGUGAAGGUGCUGCUCACAGAGUCAAACAUUAAUGCUGGUGCUGUUAAUCUGAGAGGCCAGAAUCCACUGCAUGUGCUGGCCAACUACCCGAAAGACAACGCUGCUGCCAUCGCUGAGGUCUUCCUGGAGGCCAUUCCUGACUACGACCUCAACAGUGUGGAUGUGGAAGGCAACGCAGCCUUGUUGCUGGCAUACAUGCGAGGUGCCAGCCAGCUAUGUCGGGUGCUGGUGCGAUCUGGGGCCUGCCUCGGCACUACUAAUAAGCAUGGAGUCAAUAUAUUCAACUAUCAGGUGCCCACCAAGACCCUGCUGUUCCGCCUGCUGGAUGUGUUGUCUGGUGAGCCGCCGUGGAGCGAGGGGGAGCUGUGCAUGGAGUGUGGCACCAAGUUUGGCCUGGCAACACGGAAGCACCACUGUCGUCACUGUGGCAGGAUACUGUGCAACCGGUGCUCGGAUAAAGAUGUUCCUAUACUCAAGUUUUCUCUCAAUAAGCCGGUGAGAGUGUGCCAGACCUGCUUCGACGUCCUCACGCUUGGAGCGGCGGCCAAUUCCUACUAGUGUUUUUAUUAUGUCAGGGUGGUGCAGUUUUUUUCUUGCAGUUUUUCUAUGCACGGGAUGUCGCCUGUAUAUCUUUUGCCUUAGUGUCCAAACACUUGAGGCGUUUGCUGGUGGGCAGGGAUUUUACUUUGUUCUUUUUUUUUCUCUUCUCUUUUUACAGUAAAGGUGUUGAGUUAUUGCAACUUUUGUCUUUGUAGAUGUUCACUAAAGGUCUGAAUUUAUCAACACAAUGUACUCCAGGUUUUGAGAAGUUUUAGUUGGGCUAUUUUAUACAUCUCUAUGACUGGAUCUGUAGUCUUGCAUCAUUGUAUCAUUUACACAGUUACUGGAAGUACAAUACCUUAAGAAGAUUCCUCAGUUUUUUAUCCAGUUUUAAGCUGAGUGAAUGGAACAGCCUGAGCCAAGAAGCAAGUAAUCACCUGUGUUACAAGCUGUGAUAUAUGUCUAAGAUGAAGCCUUCUUCAAGCUAGGGAUCAACCACUACAACAAACACCCUCCCAACACCAAGGGCGGCCGACUCUCGUGACAGCUCUGUACAUAACCACCACCCUCAGCAGCGUGUUUUGUAGGUUUUGUAGCCGUGUCAAUUCUCCCAUGUGAUUUAUGAAGAGUUUUAAGAGUCAAGCAUUGUGAAGAAUUUUCUGAUAAGGAGUAAUUAGUUUUGCCUCCAGUUUGUUGUAUAGUGCAAAGAUUAGUAAAAUGAUGCAUCACAGGUUUGCUUCCCAUGAAUUGUUCUUGUGUUAAGUGGUGUUAAGAUGGUAACUGCAGUGAGAAAUAUAGUCACAGUUUUGUCUCUGGUUGACUGUUGACUUUUUGUUGUCUAGUGCAGGGAAGUAACUCAUGUAGUGUCACAGAUUUGCCUCCAGUGGACUCCUUGUGUUAGGUGAUGUAGUGUAAAGAUUGUAACUGGAUUGAGGAGUAUGAGUAGUAGUUGUGUAGGUUUGUGUUGUUUUGCCAGUCACUUUGAAACUUUAAGUCUUGUGGUAUCAAAUGCAGCAGUUGAAGAAAGAAUUUAAAGUGACCCUGGAAAACAAGAUAAACAGGGCUGGGCUUUAUGAAGGUCACUGUCUCUAUGUGGCUGUAAGGCUGUAUCUUGUGCUUAUACUGAAAUAUAGAUAGGUACAAAAUGAUAGUUUAGUACAGGAGAUAUUUUUUUUCUUGUAUGGGUGACAUAUCUCAUUUUGUAUUUCUUCCUGAGAGUUGAGUGAAUAGAAAGUAUUGCAGAAUAGGACAGCAGAGUGUAUUAUUAUUGAUGAGGUAGUGUUGUCCAUGAAGAAUUGUGGUCUGAGUGUGAUGAAAGCCUACAAUGAGGUCAGAAUUUGAAGUUUUCCAGCCAAGAAUCUAAAGCCAGAUCUUGAAUAUAGUGUUGGUGAGAUGCAAGUAUAUUGGUGGAAGUGCUUGUCAUGUUUGCAGGAAGAGUCAAUGUUGACUGUUACCAGUGAAACUGCAGAUCUGUGUCCAUUGUUCAGUGCAGCAAGGCAGUGGUGUCUUGGUUGUACAGAAAGGUACAUGGUUUUUUUUGCCACUGAUGUUUGCACACUGCUGGAAAAUUACUUAGAAGGAUUUUGUGUGACUUGGAAAGUUUUAGUGUUGCUCUGUGUCCAUUUUGUAGCAAUGGAAGGCUGUCACCAGCCACUCUAAAUAGACAUGCUAUAUAUAUUUGUAUUAAAAAAUGAUGUGUUUUGAGUGUAAUCAAGCUGCCUUGAACCACAGCUUCCACUUGCCUUGCAUAGCAGUGUGAAGAAACAGAACAAUGUUUGUUGUGAAUAAGCAGUAAUAAGAAGCACAAGUAAUGUCAUUCUGGUUCCAAACAAACCUACAAACAUUUUGUGCAUAGGUUAAAUAUUCCUCUUGGACACUGCAUGGAAACACUGAGAAAUUUAUUUAGUGGCAUGAUAAAUUUGUUAUUCAAGUACAAUGCCUUGCACAUUAGGACUGUAGUGAUCACGUCCUGGGAUAAUUUUGUGGAUUGUGGUACACACCUCAGUUUAUUACAUAAAAAAGAUAAAACUGAAAUUAAUGUUUGGAACCAGGCAUGACAUCGUAGUGUACCUCAGUGUAGAGUCACAUUUGGUGUGUUGAUGGUGAAGGAGGACCUGGGAGGUGUGGGUGAGCAAGCCAGGACGGCCGCCUGCGUGUGGGUCCGCCAUUCAAGAUUUACCAAAGAACAUUAUGCAGUAUUGAUAAUGUUUUUAAACAUUUGUGUAGAAAUGCUGUUUUUCCUGUGUUGUUAUUCUUCUGUAUAAUAGCUAUACAUAUACAUACAUAGUUUAUCAGUAUAGAUAUUUUCAUAACAUAGUUUGGUACUGCAUUGUGUACGUGUACCUUAUAGUUAUUCUAUAAGACAUUAUAUUUGCCAUAAUGUAAAAAUAUUUAGAUAAGCAAAGUAAUCAGAUUUUUAUAUAAGUUUAAAGGUUAAGACAUAAGUAAGAAUGGUCAAGUCACAUGAAGAGCAGCCACCACAGGUACUCUUGGCUUGGUUGGAUUAAGUUACCUGUCUGCCUGUUUGCUUGUCACUGGGUAACCUAACCUAACAUAAACCAUCUCAAGUGUA